AUGGCUGAUGGAGAUGAUGGCGAGGACCUGCUAGGUUUAGAUCUUAUGGAGUUAGAGGAUAGACAACCUCAACUGAGGUCUCUUCAGGUCUUGGGACGGCGUAGCAGCUCGAGGUCAUCACGGACUAAGAAGCUUGGUACGAAACGUAGUGCCCCUUUGGGCAUUAACAGGAAGUUCGAGAUCCUUCGUAGGGGAUCUCCAAGCAAACGAUCAACGGCCACAGUCUCACAUGUAGCUGAGGGUGGUGAAAAGCCACGACGUCAUCGUGAUGACAAAGAGAAGGCGUCAAAACAUGAUGAAAGACGUGAUCAAGUUUGGGAACGUCUUACGCGUUUCUCAACAACAAGAUCUGGACCUUGGUUUAUGAUAGGGGAUUUCAAUGAAAUUACGGGUCAUGAUGAAAAAGUAGGAGGAAGACAACGGGCUGAUAGUUCUUACCUGCCUUUUAAGCAGAUGCUUAGUGAUUGUGGAAUGCUAGAGUUCCCUUUCGCGGGAGACAUGCUUUCAUGGGUAGGUAAAAGAACAGGUGGAAUGACCGUUAGAUGUCGCUUAGACAGGGCAGUAGGAAAUGCAGAUUGGCAUGAGAAGUUUCCUCACUCGAGUGUCAAGUAUAUGAGAUUGUGGGGAUCGGAUCAUCGUCCGAUUCUCGCAGAUAUACUCGUAAAACCAAUGAGGAGAUCAAAAAAAUUUAAGUUUGAUAAAAGAUGGCUAGACAACGAGGAGCUAAGGCAGGUCAUCCUGGAGGGAUGGAAAUCUCCUGAUUUACCUCCAGAAGCGACUAUUAUGGAACAUAUCUCUAGCUGUCGAAAAGCUUUGGGGGAAUGGAGGAGGCAGCAUAAUGUCAACUCUGCGAGACUGGUGGAGGAAUUGAAAGAGAAAGUGGAGGGCAUGUAUGCGGAUGACAAUGCUACCACUGAAGAAAUUGCCUCAGCAUUGAAGGACCUCUCUAAUGCUCUUAAAGCAGAAGAAAUGUUCUGGAAACAGAAGAGUCGAGUGUUCUGGCUAAGAGAGGGGGAUAGAAAUACAAAGUUUUUUCAUGCACUAACAAAACAGAGAAGAGCCAGGAAUAAAAUUACGCAGCUCCAAGAUGUGAAUGGAAAUAUAGUUGAGGAUGAAGAGGGUUUAGUAGCCGUUGCUACUAGUUAUUUUAGACAGAUCUUUGAAUCGUCUAACCCUGAGGACAUUGAAGAGGCGUUAGCUCAAGUUCCUACGACAAUCACUGGGGCAAUAAAUGAAAACCUUACAGUUCCGGUAACGGAAUGGGAGGUCAAAUUGGCUCUUUUUGCUAUGCAUCCAGAGAAGGCUCCAGGACCAGAUGGGAUGACUGCGCUAUUCUAUCAGAAAUUCUGGGAUAUUGUAAAGGAUGAUUUAACUCUUAUGGUUAAUAACUUCCUUAUCGAGGGAACGGUGGUGAAUGGAUUAAAUGAUACAAAUAUAUGUCUCAUCCCGAAGACGGCCAAGCCUAAUGAUAUGGCUCAAUUCCGACCAAUAAGCUUGUGUAUUGUAAGCUAUAAAAUAAUUUCGAAGGUCUUAUGCCAGAGAUUAAAGAAAGUGCUACCAGGCUUGAUUUCAGAGACCCAGUCAGCCUUUGUUGCUGGAAGACAGAUUUCAGACAAUAUUAUGAUUGCCCAAGAAGUGUUUCACGCGCUGAGGACUAAACCAAGUGGUCGCAGUAAAAGGAUGGCUAUUAAGACGGACAUGAGCAAAGCAUAUGACAGAAUGGAGUGGUCAUUCAUUGAAGCCGUCAUGCGCAAAAUGGGAUUCUCAGAGACGUGGAUAACCUGGAUAAUGCGAUGCAUUACGUCGGUAAAAUAUAAGGUGCUUAUGAAUGGUCAACCAAGAGGAAAUAUCGUUCCUGGUAGAGGUUUAAGACAAGGAGAUCCUUUGCAAGAGAUCAAAGAUGCAAUGGGUAUACAAAACGAAGGAGGGAUGGGAACCUACUUAGGUAUCCCGGAAGAUAUAAGUGGAUCCAAGUGCAAAUUGUUUGCAUUCCUCAAGGACAAGUUAAUGCACAGGGUAAAUGGAUGGACGGGUAGGUGGCUUUCAAAAGGUGGGAAGGAAGUUCUGAUAAAAUCUAUUCUGCUAGCUCUUCCGACUUAUGUCAUGUCUACUUUCCUGCUCCCUUUAGAGAUAUGUGAAAACCUAGCUAGUGCCAUCGCACGGUUCUGGUGGAGUUCAAAUCCACCAAAGAGAGGAAUUCACUGGGCGAAAUGGGAAAAAGUUUGCCUACCAAGGGAGGAAGGAGGGAUUGGGUUUCGUAUGAUCCAUGAGUUCAAUCUGGCAUUGUUGGCAAAACAACUAUGGAGGUUGGUUCAAUUCCCAGACUCAUUGGUCGCUCGGGUGUUGAAGGGGAGAUACUACAAAUUAACCUCGCCGCUGAGAGUAAACUCGGCUAGCUGCCCAUCUUAUGUGUGGACUAGCAUUUCUGCUGCAAGGAAGUUGUUAUUGCUGGGAAUCAGACAGAAGAUACACUCAGGUUAUGAAGUAAAGGUAUGGGAGGAUCCGUGGAUCCCAACGAUCCCAGCGAGGCCGGCUGUCCCUGUGGCACCAGUAAUGCAUCCUAACAUGAGAGUAAGCGAUCUCAUUGAUCAGAUAGGGAAGGAUUGGGAUGUUGGAUUAUUGGAGAAUUAUGUAAAUCCCGAGGACAUACCGCUUAUAAGGAGUUUGGCCAUCAGUUCAUCUCACCGGCGCGAUACUUUUUGUUGGAGCUACACAAGGAAUGGCCAAUACUCGGUUAAAUCUGGAUAUUGGGUGGCCCAGAAUUUAUUGAAGACGGCGGAAACACAUGAGAUAUUGGAACCGAGUAUUACCAAGCUUCAAGCUUUUGCUUGGAAGUUAAAAGCGCCUACGAAAAUAUGUCAUCUUAUUUGGCAGUUAUUGACUGGGCAUGUUGCAGUAACAAGGAAUUUAGCAAGACGUAAUAUGCGAUGUGAUAACUACUGCCCAAGAUGCGGAGAUUUGGAUGAAUCAGUCACACAUGCUAUCUUUGAAUGCCCGCCAGCGCUACAAGCUUGGACCUUAUCGAAAACCCCAACAAGCCCUGAGGUAUUUCCACUACCAAGUGUCUACGCCAAUAUGGACUACCUAUUCUGGAGAAAAAACUCUAUUAUUGAGCCGGAACAAGACAGAGAUCCUUUUCCCUGGAUAAUUUGGUAUAUCUGGAAAGCUAGGAAUGAUAAACUAUUCAAGGGGAUAGAUAGAGAUCCUUUGGAGUUAGUCCGCCAGAGAGUGAAUGUCAGGCCUGGUUUGCUGCGAACGAUGUGGCACAACCUAUGUGGACUUGGAUGGGUUUGGAUGGACAAUACGGGAAAUACUCAGCUCAUGGGGAUGAAGAACAUUCCUCGACGUGAAUCAGCCUUGCAUUCGGAAGUAGAAGCGCUACGGUGGGCAAUGGAGAAUGUGCUACAGCACUCAACAUGCCAGCGCUUUGGGACGGAUUGUAAGGAGCUGAUCGCAAUGUUAGAUGAUCCUCAUGCGUGGCCUAGCUUUGCGACGGAAUUGGAGAGGAUAGAGACGCUACAGAUAUGCUUCCCGGAGUUUAGCAUCACUCAUGCAAUUUCCCGAUAUUCAGUUGCAUGA
Brassica napus (rape) is the source of this 3579-nucleotide messenger RNA. RefSeq lists its product as uncharacterized. The transcript has 5 exons. Gene Ontology annotation, molecular function: RNA-DNA hybrid ribonuclease activity; nucleic acid binding. NCBI's taxonomy places the organism in Eukaryota, Viridiplantae, Streptophyta, Magnoliopsida, Brassicales, Brassicaceae. The record is from RefSeq and is a predicted model, not a curated record. The coding region runs from base 1 to 3579 and encodes 1192 amino acids.